Molecule: messenger RNA, 685 nt
Organism: Parastagonospora nodorum SN15
Lineage: Eukaryota; Fungi; Ascomycota; Dothideomycetes; Pleosporales; Phaeosphaeriaceae
Exons: 2
Coding region: 84-623 (179 amino acids)
Source: RefSeq, a predicted model, not a curated record
UUUUGCGUCUUUGACCAAAUUACUGCGAGGGAUGCUUUGGUCUACCGCUCGCUCACUAUGAAGCUUACCACCUCGGCCCGACAAUGGAUAAUUGGGGCGACCCGUGGGCCGACAAUGCCAAAUCACCGACAAAAGACGCGGUGACUUCACCAUUACCACCGACCUUCGCACCUGCACCGGCCCUGUUGAGCGGAUUUCUCGAUGAUGCUGGUUGGGGCAAUGAGGAGGAGAGCUUUGGAGACUGGUCGGCAGCGCCAGCGAAAGAGGUGGAACUUCCGCCGCCCGCAGAUACCCCGAUAUAUGGAACCUUUCCGACGGAGCACAACGAACAUAGUUCGGACAGGCUACACUGGGAUGCUGCAAGCGAGAAACAACACCAUGCGGUCCAUGAACAUGGCGACUGGGGAGGUGUGACGCUCGAUGCGCCCAGAGACGAGGAACAGGUGCUUUCGGAAGCCUCGGACUCUUCAACUACCGUACAGGCGAACGAUAACACCGAAUCCAAAUCAAACGACGCUUCCAAUUCUCUGCAACCAGAUGACGAUUCUUCUGCACGAACGUCUACGUCGCCAUCCGAAGCGAGCCACAACGAUGCUGUAGCCGAAUCACCUCGGACUUCGUAGUAUUACCUCACCAAAUUUCCUUGCCGAGGACGAUGAGGUCAUUCACAGUGAAGACACCGAGA